Perca fluviatilis (European perch) is the source of this 984-nucleotide messenger RNA. RefSeq lists its product as uncharacterized. The transcript is spliced from 6 exons. The record is from RefSeq and is a predicted model, not a curated record. Lineage: Eukaryota; Metazoa; Chordata; Actinopteri; Perciformes; Percidae. Bases 1 to 984 code for a protein of 327 amino acids.
AUGGUGGCCUCUUCUGAGCAAUCCCCACUAUCAUCCCUUGAUACCUUGGACUCUGAGGAUGCAGUCAUUAUUUCAGAUAGCCCCUCCAGAAAACGCCAGAGGCUGGAUACAGAAGCCAAGCAAUUGGUGGAAUCAGCUCUUACCAACAAACCUGGUGGGGAACGUAUAAUAAAUGAAUACAACCGAACCAAGUCCUUGACGGAUGAAACGAGACGUAAAAUGGUGAACAUGCUGGCAGCUGACAUGACCGAAAAGAAUGGUACAUCUCCACCCAGACAGGUAAAAGAAAUGUAUGCCAAAGGAAUAGUGACCUUAUUCCCGUACCUCAGUGACCCAUUCUCUAAGAAUGGCUAUGUUGAACAGGAUUUUGUUCUAAUGUUCGGAGAGGAUACCUCAAGCAAGCUUCUGGAAAGGUGGCCGGUCACGUUCAAGAAAAAGAUCAUCAAACAAUGCAGAAAGCUUCCAUCCACAAGUGAGCUUGAAGAACUCUUGCUGGCAGCUGAUCCUCCUGAGGAUGGCACUGAAUUGGAUGUUGACUUUGGUUGGGACAGUGAUCUGUCAUCGGUUUUACUGCUUCUACACCUGAUUCCACCCUCCGCUCAGGGUCGGAAGAGACCAGGAAAGGUUUCCGCAUCCCAAGCAGAGAAACAUCUUGUGGUAUUCGAGAAGACCGGAACAAACAUUCAAGAGCAUCUCGAUGCCAUCACUACUAGCGCUCAGCCCUAUCUCCUAGCUGUUGGAGUUAAGAAGAAUGCAAUCCACCAGUUCUUCAUCAUUAUCGACAAGAAUGCCAUACCUUGCAGGCCAACCUCUUCUCUUGUUGCUUUUGACGAACUAUUUAAGGCACAUUUUGUGUUUGGUACAUCCUACAACACCCUGCUCCACAACAUGUACACUUUCAUCCAAACUACAGUGUACAACAUCGAUGCUGGCAAGGUCAAAGAGAGUCGUGUUGCUGAAGUCAGGGCGAGGUUACUUCAUUAG